AUGAAAUCUCCCUCCGUUAAGCCCUCGGCAUACCCGCCGCUGCCAUUUCAUCUCAUCCGCUUUCUGAUCUUCCUCUCCUCAAUCGUCGUAGGCGUGAUCUUGGCAGUGUUUACCUACCAUCUCCACGCCGAUGGCUUCAAACUACCAUAUUCAUUCCUCGUGCUCUUCGUCUCAUCAGGCCUCUCCCUCCUCAACAUCCUCCUAACCUCAGUAAUCCACUGCAGCUGCGGCCUAUCAACAAAGCUCUCCAUAUCACUCAACAUCCUCCUAACAAUCCUCUGGGCCCUUUCUCUGGGCCUCCUGAGCUGGAGCAUAGCAAGUACAAUAACAACAACUUGCACAGCAGCCUACUGGGGAAAUUCGACCGGUAUCGCAGUGUGCAGAAGCUACAAAGCCCUCUUCACAUUCACCAUCAUCGGUCUGGUCUCCUACAUCGCCGCGGUAUGGCUGGACGUGGUCGUGCGCCGUCGCCAGACUCGUCUCGGCGUUUACGAUGCUAUGGGAUCACAGCCAGGCCUCGAUGACUCGGGCGCAUUCGAUGUCAAGAUGGAUGACCGCCACAGCGAGUCCACACCUGCCUUGCACGAUUAUGAUAAUGUGCCCCCUGCUAUGUCCGGUGGCUAUGGCCAGGGACAUCAGGGACAUGCGCCAGCGCCAGCGCCUCCGCUUUAUGAGCACAACUUAGAAUAUGCUCAUGCCGGUGACGCGCAGGAUUAUUAUGAUUCUGCGCCUGGCAUGAGUCACCGUGGUGCACCCAGAGUACGUUUUAGUGCCUACGAACAGGAUGGGCACCAGAGGCCUGCUGAGAAUACUGGGUAUGACCCUGCUAUGUAUCGCUGA
Messenger RNA from Penicillium concentricum, 840 nucleotides. RefSeq lists its product as uncharacterized. Bases 1 to 840 code for a protein of 279 amino acids. The record is from RefSeq and is a predicted model, not a curated record. The transcript is spliced from 2 exons. NCBI's taxonomy places the organism in Eukaryota, Fungi, Ascomycota, Eurotiomycetes, Eurotiales, Aspergillaceae.